Molecule: messenger RNA, 936 nt
Organism: Lolium perenne
Lineage: Eukaryota; Viridiplantae; Streptophyta; Magnoliopsida; Poales; Poaceae
Source: RefSeq, a predicted model, not a curated record
AUGAGCUCUCGUGACACCUUAGGCGACGCAGGUGACCCACCCGGCUCCGCUCCGGUGGCCGGCGUCCCCAGCCCUCCAGCGCCUCCCCCGAGCCUCCCUGUAGUUAGCCCCCGCCAGCCUCCGUCGCUGCUCCCGCGGAGCGGCGGCUCCACCUCGCUCGUGCCUGCAGUGCACGACCCAACCCAGAGCCCCACUCAACCAACGAACGAUGUUGCUUCGGCAGUGCCCGUCCACUCCUCGCCUGUUGCUGUUCCCCUCCUGGGGCCUCGCACCCGGAAAGCUCCCUCCCUUUGGGCGGCGGUGCGGCCCUCGUCUCCCGUCGCAGAUGCAGCUCCUUCGGGGACGUGCGACUUCGUGAAGACGGUGACCCCCCGCGAGUGCUUAGAGACCGCGACGACGCGCAUCAUCCAGUGCGUGGGGGACAUACUGGCGGCGCUUCAGUACCUGAGCCCGCAGGAGCGGAUCCCGCGCGACGCUGCGUCGGUCUUCAAGGCCGUUACCGAUGUCCCGACGGUGGUGGACUGGCUGCGCCGCUCCUCGUGCCGGGUGGGCAUCACCAUGGCCCUGAGCAUGGUGCUUGCCCACUGCUCCAAGGGCUUCGACGUGGAAGAGGUGACGGCGGGCUUCCCGUCCGAGACCGGCGACUUUGACUUCGCGGAGAUGCUGCGCUAUAUGGACGUGGUCCGCCCAUAUGCCGACCGCGUGUUGGCGACGGCGGACCUGGAGACGCAUAUUACCAGCCAGACGGCUCCGGAGGAUGCUGAGAAGGAGGGAUUCGGGGAGGGGCCGAAGAACUUUCCGGCUGUGCGCCUGUUCCAUGCUGCCACUAACAACGGCUUGUCGACCUACCCGGUCGUCAAGUACAUGCCAAAGUUCCUCCACGGAGACAGUGGUGCGGAGACGUUGGUCGACCCUGAGGCCAGUUCCUCCAAGUAG